Moneuplotes crassus is the source of this 908-nucleotide messenger RNA. The record is from the annotation of a GenBank genome assembly. NCBI's taxonomy places the organism in Eukaryota, Ciliophora, Spirotrichea, Euplotida, Euplotidae.
AAUAAUAAUUUAUACUGAGUAAAUAUAUUUUAAGAAGCUUAUGAUAAACCAGUUCACAAACCUUGACAGUUACUUCAACUUGAACCAAGAAGACUAUAUCUAUGCCGAUAAUGUCUUCGCAAGUAUUACACACACAAAUAUGAACAACCAACUCUUCUCACUCAAAUCCGGAUGAAUCGAAGAUAAAGCUGACAGAAUGGAGAGCAUUAACAACCAGCCAAAUGAAACAAGAGUCACCAAGGAUACUUGCACUUUAAUGACUCCGGCAAAAUAUGAAGAAGAUGCUUGCUUCCAAAUUGCUUACGAAGAUCUUACUUGUGGAGAACCAUUAUUAAAAGAUACUGAGAUCGUGCAGCCUAUUACUUUUCCAGCUCAAGAUUCAUCUCAAGAAGAGCAAAAGGAGUCUAUUGUUGAGCCUAAAGAGUCAGAGAUUCAGAAAUCUCGUAGAAUAUCUGGUGAUUCUCCUACUGCAGCUGACCGAGUUGACUUCAAACUAAGAGACUCUCUUAGGUUUCUGAGAAGACAUUUCCUUCAGCUCUACAAACAAGCCAACCGCAGAAUUGUUCAGAAACGCUAUGUGAACUGCAGCACCAGACAGAUCGUGGACUCUGUAAGAGCGACUUUGGAGCAAAGUUUUUCAUUGCAAUCGAUUACCGAAGAUCUGGUUUUAUACACAACAGGAAUCUUAAACUUAAAGCCUUGAAGCCGCCUCAAUUGUUCUGACCAAGUCUCUCAAGAGAUCCGGCUAUUCCUCGAAGCUGUUCGCAAGUUCUCCCUGAAGAAAUUCAAGAGGCUCAUGGCAUCUUCCAACUUACAAACAUUAUGAAGACACUUGGUGGCCAGUUGACAAGAUGACAAAAUUGAUGCUCUGAGGCAAGCUCUGAGGAUGAACUAAUCGAUUAUCAGAC